This is a messenger RNA of Siniperca chuatsi (mandarin fish), 3724 nucleotides long. Its product is annotated as extracellular calcium-sensing receptor-like. Gene Ontology annotation, cellular component: membrane. The transcript is spliced from 11 exons. The record is from RefSeq and is a predicted model, not a curated record. NCBI's taxonomy places the organism in Eukaryota, Metazoa, Chordata, Actinopteri, Centrarchiformes, Sinipercidae. Gene Ontology annotation, molecular function: G protein-coupled receptor activity. The coding region runs from base 322 to 3090 and encodes 922 amino acids. Gene Ontology annotation, biological process: G protein-coupled receptor signaling pathway.
UUUUCAGAGUUGACCAUUUAUAUUGUGAUAGGAGCUUUUUAAGCAAGUGAAACAUGUUUCUGUUUAUAAUGUCCUUUAUUUUUGCAGGUAACUGACAUGAAGCUAUGAUGUUACAUUAGGACAUGUGGAAUUUAAUGUAAUUGGUCUUUGGUAACAGGAACUGUUGAACGUUGUCUAUGAGGUACCUUAUCAUUUUUUUCUGAACUUAAUGCACUCUAUAGUCAGGUUUUGUGUGAAAUGUGUUUUACACAGAGUAAAUUAAUUGCACUUCUGGUUGAUGCAUAUACUGACAUUCUGAUAACAAAUACCUAUAUGUGUUAAAUGUCCAGAACAGCUGCAUCCAUGUCUUGGUUCCCCUGGCUCCUCACUCUGUGGCCCUCCACAGCACUCUCUCUGCUGCUUUUCAGUGCAGUGGUCAGACAGAUGGGGCUGCAGGUGGUUCAGGCGAUAGUGUGCUCCCAUUGGGGUGCACAGAGCGACAAGAGCCUCUCCCAGGAUGGAGAUGUGAUUAUCGGUGGACUUUUUAGUCUGCAUUACAUACCUUCAGCUGUAGAGCAGGGCUUCACCAAGCUGCCACAUUAUGAACCUUGCACUGGUUUAGAUCUAGAGUCAUUAAAAUACACAUAUGCUAUGGCAUUUGCGGUGGAGGAAAUCAAUCGUAACAGCACCCUGCUACCAGGAGUGAAGCUGGGCUACCGUAUACUUGAUAGCUGUUUCCGAUACCCCUGGGCUCUGCAAGUUGCACUGUCACUGGUCGGAGGAGACGCACACAGCUGCAACUUCACAGCCUCUACGUCUUCUUCUGCAGCUUAUGAACAACUUGGAGAGACAGCAGCAGGUGGUCAGCCUGUUCCUUUGCUCAUUGGUGCUGAUGCUUCUACAACAGCCAUAAUGUUGUCCAGGAUCCUGGGGCCUCUCUCUGUGCCCAUUAUCAGCUACUUGGCUAGCUGCCCCUGUCUUAGUGACAGGCCAACGUUUCCUAACUUCUUCAGAACCAUCCCCAGUGAUAUUUACCAAGCCCGGGCCAUGGCACAACUGGCCAUACGCUUCCACUGGACUUGGAUGGGAGCAGUGGUAGUAAACAAUGAUUAUGGUCAAUUGGCGAUACAGGUAUUUCAGGAAGACAUUCAGGGGAAAGGGUUGUGUUUGGAAUUCAUAGAGACUGUCCACAGAGAAACUAUUGUGAGUGAUGCCAGACGUGCAGCACUCACAAUUCAAGCUUCAACUGCAAGGGUGAUUCUGAUCUUUUGCUGGUAUACAGAUGUAAAGGAGCUAUUUCUGGAACUGGCCAAGAGAAAUGUGACUGACAGACAGUUUCUGGCCAGUGAGGCUUGGAGUACCAGUGAUGAUCUUCUCCAAGAUCUUGCCAUCUCUAAAGUGGCAAGUGGUGUUGUUGGUGUGGCCAUUCGAAGUUCAACAAUGCCUGGAUUUGAAAAUUAUCUCAGAAGUUUGCACCCAAUUCAUCAUCCUGAUGAUGAAUUCUUACGAGAGUUCUGGCAAAAGGAGUUUGGAUGCAGUCCUGGAGCUACACAAUCACAUGUAACAAUUCUCUUGUCAUAUUUCUCUUCACCACUCAAAACAAGGUCUGACCAUCCGUCAAAUGUUUCUUCUUUAUCUCCUGCCAAGGGGUCUCUUCGGGAAGCUUCUCUACCAGCUUGCAGUGGGACAGAGUCCCUGGAGGGAGUGCAGCAUCCCUUUACGGACACCUCCCAGCUAAGGGUGGCAUAUAAUGUCUACCUUGCUGUUUAUGCUGCAGCCCAUGCCCUUCACAGCCUUCUCUCCUGCCCCGACAGAUACAGCUCUCCCAGAAACAACAGCUCCACCUGCUCCUCUUUAAAUCAUGUCAAACCCAUAGAGCUGUUGCAGCACUUGAACAAAGUGAAAAUCACCACACCACAAGGGGAAAUGUUUUAUUUCCAAGGAGCUGAUAUUCCAGCAAAGUACGACCUUGUCAACUGGCAGAACACCCCCAAGGGGCCGCUCAAACUAGUUUUGAUUGGUCGUGUAGAUGGGUUUGACCUCCACCUUAACGAGUCAGCUAUUCAGUGGAGCACAGGAUCCAAUCAGGUGCCUGUUUCAGUAUGCAGUAAGAGCUGCCCCCCAGGUACCUGGAUGGCCAACAGGAAAGGGGAACCUGUCUGCUGUUUUGACUGUAUCCCAUGUGCUGAAGGGGAGAUUAGCAAUAAAACUGGUUCUCUUCACUGUGAGCUUUGUCCAUUGGAGUUCUGGUCCAAUGUUGAACGAACUGCUUGCAUCCCUCGCCAGCUGGACUUCCUUUCCUUUAAUGAAACCUUGGGCAUUACUUUGAGUACAGCAGCUGUGUCUGGUGCCACGGUGACAACCGCUGUGUUUGUGGUGUUUCUUUGCUACCGUCAAACACCUAUGGUGCGAGCCAACAAUUCAGAACUGAGCUUUCUUCUUCUUCUGUCACUGAAGCUCUGCUUCCUGUGCUCACUGGUAUUUAUUGGUCGUCCAUCAGACUGGUCUUGUCGGUUCCAGCAGGCAGCCUUUGGGAUCAGCUUUGUACUUUGUGUCUCCUGCCUCCUGGUCAAAACCCUAGUAGUUCUUGCUGUUUUCCGCACAGCUCGGCCUGGAGCUGAAGCCUUGCUGAAGUGGUUUGGCCCUGGCCAACAGAGAGGAAGUGUCUGCCUCUUUACCUGUAUACAGGUUAUCAUCUGUGCCAUAUGGCUGUCCCUCAGCCCCCCAGUUCCUCAACAUGUUCUAGGUUUCCAAGGGUCAAAGGUCACCCUGGAGUGUGCCAUGGACUCUGUGGUGGGCUUCUCUCUGGUUCUGGGUUACAUUGGCCUGCUGGCCUGCACCUGCCUCUUCUUGGCCUUUCUUGCUCGGAAACUCCCUGACAAUUUCAAUGAGGCCAAACUGAUCACCUUCAGCAUGCUAAUAUUCUGUGCUGUGUGGGUGGCCUUUGUCCCUGCUUACAUUAGCUCUCCUGGGAAAUAUGUCGUUGCUGUGGAGAUUUUUGCAAUCUUGGCCUCUAGCUAUGGUUUACUAUUCUGCAUUUUUGCCCCCAAAUGUUUCAUCAUUCUCUUGAGGCCUGAGAAAAACACUAAGAAACGCCUGAUGGCUAGAUAGUUUUUCUGGCUUAAAUGUGAGCGUAUGACUCUUUAUCAUACUUGUCUGGUGGUCCCCCUAACUUGCCCUGGCCCGGUAUCAUGCAUGUGUUCAUGUGUAUGUGUUAUGUCAAUUACUUUCAUCCAAAUAAUGCUAAUUGUUAAUGUGCUUAGCUGUAUGAAGUUACCAUAUGUCUUGCAGCCACACAUAGCUUUCAUUGGUAACUGAAUAUCUAAGAAUACUUCUGCUAUCGUAGAAAAGGUUUCAGUCGUCGUCAUUACGUCGUCAAUACUUCUGCUGUUCUUAGAAAUCAUUAAAUGCUAAAAUAACAUUAUUGAUCCUCCAUUAAAGAAAAACUCACAUUUAAAUUGAAUGUUGCUUACAGAAAAUGUUAAUUUAUUUUGUAUUAUAAUGGUUGGUUGGUCUCUUUUUCUGUGUUUUGAUUGAAUACUGUACCUCAACUGACUAAAAUUAUCCAUCAGUUUCUCAACAGAACAUUUUAUUAAAAAUGAGAUUACAUUGAUAGAUAAUUUAUUCACAGGCUGCUUUUUUAUUUUGAUUGUUUUCCACGCAAGUUUCAGAUUUAACUGUAGAAAAUGUUCUAUAUCUGUCAAUUGUUCAUUCCAAACAUUAAACUGCAUGCACCAAAUAACAA